Molecule: messenger RNA, 3054 nt
Organism: Hemiscyllium ocellatum (epaulette shark)
Lineage: Eukaryota; Metazoa; Chordata; Chondrichthyes; Orectolobiformes; Hemiscylliidae
Gene: nmt2
Product: N-myristoyltransferase 2
Exons: 12
Coding region: 15-1514 (499 amino acids)
Biological process (GO): N-terminal peptidyl-glycine N-myristoylation
Cellular component (GO): cytoplasm
Molecular function (GO): glycylpeptide N-tetradecanoyltransferase activity
Source: RefSeq, a predicted model, not a curated record
CCGGCGGUUGGACGAUGGCGGAGGACAGUGAGUCGGCGGCAAGUCAGCAGAGCCUGGAGCUGGACGAUCACGACACCUGCGGCAUCGACGGAGACAACGAGGAGGAAAAUGAGCAAACGCACAGAAGUCCUGGAGGGGAAACUGGAGCCAGAAAGAAGAAGAAAAAGCAGAAAAAGAAGAAAGAGAAGCCUAGUUCUGCGAGCACCAAGUCAGAUUCUGCCUCCGAUUCACAGGAAAUCAAAGUUCAACAGCCCGCUUCAAAAAAUCCCUCCGUUCCAAUGCAAAAGCUUCAGGACAUUCAAAGAGCAAUGGAAUUGCUUACAGCAUGCCAAGGCCCUGGCAAGAGUCUGGAGGAGGCCAGUCAACACAGAUACCACUUCUGGGACACCCAACCGGUACCCAAACUUAAUGAGGUUGUGACAACUCAUGGUUCUAUUGAACCAGAUAAAGAGAAUAUCCGUCAAGAGCCAUAUUCAUUGCCUCAGGGCUUCAUGUGGGAUACUCUGGAUAUGGGCAGUUCUGAAGAGCUGAAAGAAUUAUAUACAUUGCUAAAUGAAAAUUAUGUGGAGGAUGAUGACAAUAUGUUUAGAUUUGAUUACUCUCCUCAGUUUUUGCAGUGGGCACUUCGUCCUCCAGGCUGGUUACCACAGUGGCACUGUGGAGUUCGUGUAUCUUCAAAUAGAAAAUUAGUAGGAUUCAUUAGUGCAAUUCCUGCCAAUAUUCGUAUUUAUGAAACCGAGAAGAAGAUGGUUGAAAUUAAUUUUCUUUGUGUGCACAAGAAGCUGCGGUCAAAACGUGUUGCUCCAGUUUUAAUCCGUGAAAUUACACGAAGAGUGAAUUUGGAAGGGAUCUUUCAAGCAGUGUACACAGCAGGAGUGGUUCUUCCAAAACCUGUAGCGACAUGCAGGUAUUGGCAUCGAUCUCUAAACCCUAGAAAGCUGGUAGAAGUGAAGUUCUCUCAUCUCAGCAGAAACAUGACUUUACAGAGAACAAUGAAGCUGUACAGGUUACCAGAUACUCCCAAGACAACAGGUUUGAGGCCAAUGGAGCAAAAGGACAUGAAAAGAGUACAAGAGCUGCUCUUCAAUUACCUGAAGCAAUUUGAGCUUGCUCCAGUGAUGAAUGAGGAAGAAGUAGUCCACUGGUUGUUGCCCCGUGAAAACAUUAUUGAUACUUAUGUGGUAGAGGGUGCUAAUGGCGAGCUGACAGACUUUGUGAGCUUCUACACUUUACCUUCCACAGUUAUGCAUCAUCCCGUCCACAAGAAUCUUAAGGCUGCCUAUUCCUUUUAUAACGUUCACACCGAAACCCCAUUAAUUGAUCUUAUGAAUGAUGCACUAAUAAUUGCAAAAUCGAAAGGAUUUGAUGUGUUGAAUGCACUUGAUCUGAUGGAAAACAAGACAUUCCUAGAAAAAUUAAAAUUUGGCAUAGGUGAUGGUAACUUACAGUACUAUUUGUACAAUUGGAGGUGCCCAGACAUGGAACCUGAAAAGGUUGGUCUAGUUCUACAGUAGAACACCACUACUGCUGUAGAAGUCUCUUCAUUGAAGCCCAGGAUCCAAUAUCAUGCCUUUGUUCAGUGACAGUAUUCUACCAGCUCCUGUAAAAGGAGCUAUAGUUGCGACCAUGUUUUGCUUGCAACAGAAUGGAGACAAUUAAUUCUUUAUUUAGGAUUUGAUUUGUUGUGCAGUAAAGUGUUGCAUUAUUCUAUGGUGUUUCUUGGGAAUUGGAACCACUAUGAAUGUUACUUUUUAAUUAUUUGCAACCUAAAUAAGAUUUUUCAUUAAUGCCUAAAAUGAUUUUGAAUGCACUUUUGUUAAUUUCAAGAGGCUAAUCUACAUUUAGACAUUCAUGAAGAACAUGUUGCUGCUACAUGAGGUAAUGAGGAACUGAAGGCUUCUUCUGCAGAAUGACAACUCCGUCUUUUGUACAAAUAAAGUGCAGUAGUAAUUGUGAAGAAAAUUGUUAUUGUUAUAUCCACUGGGUGGUCUUGUACUGCCAGACAGAUUUAUAUUUAUUGAACGGUGUUUUUUUAAGUGUUCACUAUAGGAAUAUUGAAAGGCCUAUAGUGCAAGCUAAUUUUUAUCCAUUUGUCAUGUUUGUAAUAGAAAGUGGGAAUUUUUGCAAUAACUCGAUAGUGCAAAUUCAGAAUUUCCAGCAAUGCAAGUACAUUGGAAAAUGUCCCAGUCUAUUCCAUAUGCAUCUGCAAUGUCAACAAUGCAGUCUGGCUGCUCAUUGGUAGUGUUCAUGGCUUAUUUGUGAAAGAGGCUACAUUCCCCAUGUUUUUGUGUAAAGUUGGGGGCGAAGCUUUGUCACUGUUAGUUUCUAAGCUUUUUUUUUAAAAUGCCACCUGGCGUGGCCCGAUAGAAGUGGUGAAAGUGCUCACUUUACAGUUCAUAGAUCAGGGAUUGAUGUCUUGGAGCUGCUGACAUUUGAGAUGGGCGCCUGGUUUUGUGACUAAAUUUCAGAUCUGGGCAAACCACAACUGAAGUUAACAGAGUUGGUAGCAGUUAAGAGUAGCUGAAGGCUGCAUGUCAAAGCAAUGUCGCAGAUACAUGUAGACUUAAAAUAUUAAAACAAUCAUGAUGGAUGAGAAAUUUUCUCUUGCCAAAUCUCUUUUUUAUUCUCUACAUAUGAACAUUGGCUAUUUCAUUUUCUCCAGAUACCUUGAUAAUGGAGUCAGAUAUGUUUUUUUAAGCGUAAAUGCACAUGUGAAUACCUGACAAUGAAACUAAAUCAAAGGGAAGUUUUUUUUUAAUGAAAGCUGAAAGCUUUGUUCCAUGUUGUGUUUUGCACAAGUUAUGUUGAGAAGAAGGAUAUGGGGCUUGUUUGUUAAAGCAUGUUUAGCUGUUGAGCUUAAAACUUCGCCUGGUCAAAUGACAGGUUGUGUACAGUUUACUAUUAUUGCUAUGCAUGCUUCACUGAAAAGGCCCCCAAUAUGUGCUAAAAAUGACCUAUUCCUAAAUCAGUUCUGGAAUGGUUUAAAUGUUGCCAGAGAAAGAAUGUACUUUUCUGAUUUUAGUAAUGUUUGAGGUCACCAGCAUGACUGUUUGA